CCAAAAGGAGGAGAGUACAGGCGAGGGAAGGGCAGCGCGUUUGCGGCUCAUGUUCCAGGCAUAGGCGUUGUUCAAUCAUACCGGCAAACCUGUAGUUGCAUUUACAUUGUGUUAUAACAUUUUUGGCGCCUUUUAAGCAUAACUUGCGCCAUUGCAUUGUCUGCAGCAUGAAUCCUACAUCGGAGGAAGAAAAAAAGAGGCUGGCUGAUGAGCUGAGCGACUGCACAGCCCGCCUUCUCAGAAUCUCGGAGCAGAGCUGUCCGCUAAAACACACAAAGCGCACAAAUUACCUCUCGUGGCAAGACUACUUCAUGUCUUCAGCUUACCUUGCAGCCAUGCGUAGCAAGGACCCCAAUACACAGGUGGGUUGUGUAAUCGUCAACGAAGAGAACAGAAUCGUAGGAGCGGGCUACAAUGGAAUGCCCAAUGGACUGAGCGAUGAUGAAAUGCCUUGGGGCAGGUCAAGUGAGUCGCCCGUUGAGACCAAGUAUCCGUAUGUGUGCCACGCGGAGAUGAAUGCCAUUUUCAACCGCAAUUGCUUCGAGUUGCGUGGCUGCAUGUUGUACACAACGCACUUCCCCUGCAACGAGUGUGCCAAAAUGGUUGUCCAGUCCGGAAUCGGGCAGGUUGUCUUCCUGUGCGACAAGCGCCCCGAAGAGCCGACUUAUGUUGCAUCGAGGCUCAUUCUUACCAAAGCUGGGGUUACCUUCAGGCAACAUGUUCCCGAGACUAAGAAGAUUGUAAUUGACUUUGAGCAGUUGGCUGCCUUCAAGAUUUGAAAAUCACUUUACUCUAUCAUCACCAACACCACCAAAUGAUUUUGUCCAUAUUAAACAACCUUAAAACUUCA
Dermacentor albipictus is the source of this 850-nucleotide messenger RNA. Its product is annotated as deoxycytidylate deaminase. Lineage: Eukaryota; Metazoa; Arthropoda; Arachnida; Ixodida; Ixodidae. The record is from RefSeq and is a predicted model, not a curated record. Gene Ontology annotation, molecular function: hydrolase activity; zinc ion binding. Gene Ontology annotation, cellular component: cytoplasm.